GGUGUCGCGUUAGUCUGACCAUCGCACCGCAAACCGCAAACAGCAAAAAUGGCUUCCCAUGCAUUGUCACAAAUGCUGGACGAGCUCAUGGGGCGGGAUAGAAAUCUAGCCGCAACCGAGAGGAAAAGUGAAUUACAUUGGCAAGACCCCGAGGUUUGCAAAUUUUUCCUUGUGGAUUUUUGCCCCCACGAAUUGUUUGUUAACACAAGAGCCGAUUUAGGACCUUGUGAGAAGAUACACGAUGAAAUCUUUAAAAAAGAGUAUAAGACUUCUACCAGGGUAAAAACCAUGGGCUUUGAGGAAGAAUUUGAGCGCUACUUGGAAGGGCUAAUUGCUGAUGUGGAAAGGCGCAUUCGCCGAGGUCACCAACGCCUAGCCCUCAACAAUGCCCAGGGCAACCUGAAUGGACAAAUGAACAAAGACAAAGAGGAAAAAGUACAGAUGUUGACAGAAAGGAUAAAUGACCUUGUACAACAGGCAGAGGAACUUGGCUGUGAAGGGAAGGUGGAGGAGGCACAGGGUGUCAUGAAGCUUUGUGACCAGCUAAGGGAGGAGAGGAAACAGAGCGAGUCGAAUAAGCUGGCAACUCAGUCUAAUGAGCCGGAGAAGACAAUGGAGGUAUGCUCAGUGUGUGGGGCUCUGCUAGUGGUGGGCGAUGUCCAGCAGCGCAUUGAUGAACACUUGAUGGGCAAACAACAUGCUGGAUAUGCACGCAUUAGGGCCUAUGUGGAGGGCAAGAAAAUGAAAAGGGUAAAUGAGGAAGAGGAAAGAGAAGCUAGAUACCAAAAGGAGAGAGAAGACCGCGAGAAAGAGAGGGAAAAGGAAAGAGAAGAACGUCGUCAACGAGAGAAAGAAAGAGAAGAAAAGGAAAAGGAACGUGAAAGAGAGAGGGAAAAAGAGAGAGAAAAGGAAAGAGAAGAAAGAAGAAAGAAACGCUCUAGGAGCCGUGAUCGCGAUAGACACAGACGAUCACGAAGUAGAAGUCGCCAGAAACGUAGAUCUAGGAGUCGUUCAAGGGAUCGUCACAGGUCCUCUCGUAACCGCCGCUCUAGGUCAAGGUCACGCUCCAGGAAGUCGAGGAGCCGAGACAGAAGGUCACGUGAUAAAGAUUCUCGCCGUCGGUCCCGCAGUAAAGAAAGGUCGCGGGAUAAGGACCGCAGUUCUCGGGACCGGUCUAAGAGGAGUAGAGACAGGAAAGAUAGAGAUAAAGGAAAGACGAAAUCCCGUUCUAGAGACAGAGAUGGCCCUGUCGCACAGGAGAAAUCCAAAGAGGACACGUCGUCCAAUAGAAAAGACGAGCAUGCACAAAAUACCGUUACAGAGGAAAGCAAAGACUGAUUUAGAGGUGACACAAUAUUUGCUGUCAGUUUUCAACAAUCAAGAUAUUUGUUCAGAAGUCGAUAGUGAAGUAGCCCGGUGCCAUACCGUUGUUUCGGGGAGGAGUCUAACCGUUGAUGCUGAAUGGCAGAUGGACAGAUCUCUUGAACUGCUAUUCUCUCUUUGUUGGUUAACAUAUGUAUUAUCUGUUCCUAUUUUGAGGUAUGUUAUAUGUAUGUUGAUGAUUGUUUAUAAGAUAAUCACAAUUUCGUUCAAGACUUUGUUAUUAAAGAGACAGAAAAAACUGUACAUAUAAACGCAUAUUGUUAUUGGAGAAUAUUAUUUUGUCAUUAUCUCCGUUCAUGGCAACUUUGGCGUCGUGUAAUUAAUUUGUCCAAAACAUUCUAUACGUUUAGUUCUCCGUUGUUACUUGAUGUAUAAAUUAUCAAUUGAACCUGUUCAUGUAAAUGGAUACUACUAAACAAUAAGAUGAAAAUAAAGUCCACGAAUCAA
Molecule: messenger RNA, 1830 nt
Organism: Mizuhopecten yessoensis (Yesso scallop)
Lineage: Eukaryota; Metazoa; Mollusca; Bivalvia; Pectinida; Pectinidae
Product: luc7-like protein 3
Exons: 11
Coding region: 49-1338 (429 amino acids)
Biological process (GO): mRNA splice site recognition
Cellular component (GO): U2-type prespliceosome; U1 snRNP
Molecular function (GO): mRNA binding
Source: RefSeq, a predicted model, not a curated record